AUGGCGUCGAGGAUCUUCUCUAGCCUAAAUGAAUAUUCACCGGAUGUAAAGCGAUCAUGGAGAAGGAUUUCUACUGGAAAGCUGAUUCUUCCUAAUUACCUCAGAUCUCCGACUGGUUCCUGUCACGAUGCCUGCAAAUACGGAAGAAAACAUGAAUCUGAAGACAAGCCUAGAGUUCCACCUCUCAAAAGGGUUAACAGGAGCUUUUCUGGAACUCUAAGCUUCGAUUCACCAUUGAGGAAGAAGGCAUUGACCAAAUUGGUGUUGAACUCUAAGGUUCGAUGUGAACAUGCGAUGAGCCAAGUUAGAAACUUUUCUAGCAGAGUUUGUGAUGUUGUGAAGCAGAAUGCAGAGAGAACAAGGAAAAAGGCGGCGACAAACUCAGAUUCUCAGUUAGGUGAUUCGACUAAGCGAAAGAAGUCGGCUUCACGCUCUCUCAAAACGAUUGGUGUGUCACGGAGAAGAGCGUUAGAGAUGGUUGAACAUAACAAGCGUGUCACUGCUUUGAAGCUGGAAUCUGUUGCACAAACAGCAGCGAUGGCUCUUCGACGCAGUACUGUGAGUAGGAAGAAGAUCAAUGUCGGAUCUAAAGCUGCAGAACCAAAGAAAGCUGCUGUUGUGCCUUUAAGAGCCACGGUGUCUUCUAAGCAGUGUUCCCGAAGCUUGAAGACAAAGAAGGAGAGCAAUAGCUUGAGUAGUGUUUUUCAAACCCGGAAGCUGGUGGAUGACAAGUGUAAAGACUUGGUUGAAGAGAAAACGCUCUAUGUUAUUAAGAUGAAAACAGGGAAUGAGACUAUUGCAUCUGAUCAGAACCAAAGCUGUGUCGUGGAUCCGCCUACUGAUGAUCCAAAGGAAGAAUUUGAGUGUGUUGUGACUGAAGCUGAUGAUAAAUCUUCGCAAGAAGAGGAAGAUGAGAACACAACAAGGCAAGGAAAAAGCGAAGCUCUCUCAACAGAAUCCGCUGUAAAUGGCAACUCGAUGAGACUGAGAUUCAAAAGAGGAAAGUUUGUGGAUGUUGGAUCUCAAGACAACAACAGUCCAAGAAAGAUCAAGUUUAAGAGAGGAAAAAUCGUUACCGGAGCUGACACAACCUCAAAAUCCGGUAAUCGGAGAAGUUUAAAGACCAACAACGACAAGGAACAGGAGCACAAAAAAAGCAGAUCUUUGAAAGUUGUUCUAAAACACCAAGACGCACAGAAGAAGAGAGAAUCGAGAGUGUUGUUGUUCAACAAUGUAAUCGAGGAAACAGCUAAUAAGCUUGUGGAGACUCGCAAGAGCAAAGUCAAGGCUUUAGUGGGUGCUUUUGAGUCUGUCAUCUCUCUCCAAAAACGAAAAUCUUUUACAGCAACGUAA
This is a messenger RNA of Thlaspi arvense, 1353 nucleotides long. NCBI's taxonomy places the organism in Eukaryota, Viridiplantae, Streptophyta, Magnoliopsida, Brassicales, Brassicaceae. The record is from the annotation of a GenBank genome assembly.